UAUUGCAUGCAAAGUCUUGGCCGAGUUAGCAGUCACCAACACCAGUUAACCCCCCGAGUCCCUCAAUUGUUGCACUUUGAACCAAACAUCACCACCAUGGCCGACCAGAAACCACCUGUUGCCUUCAUCGGGCUCGGAGCCAUGGGCUUCGGCAUGGCCACCCACCUCAUCAAGCAAGGCUACCCAGUUACCGGAUUUGAUGUCUGGGCCCCAACUCUCAAACGGUUCGAGGAAGCAGGCGGCUCAACCGCCACAACACCAGCAGAAGCCGUCCUCAACAAGGAGCAUGUCGUCGUAAUGGUGGCCACCGCCCAGCAAGCCCAGACUGUUCUGCUGGAUGGCCCCAAUGCUGCCGUCCCGAAGCUUCCCCAAGGAGCCGUGGUCCUUCUCUGCUCCACCGUCCCCUGUGACUACGUCCAGGCUCUCCAAGUCCAGCUCAACAGCAUCGGCCGCAGUGACAUCUUGCUGAUCGACAGCCCAGUCUCCGGCGGAGCCGCCAGAGCAGCAGAUGGCACUCUUUCCAUCAUGGCAGGCAUGUCUGCUGCUGCGUUGGAGAAAGGACGCCCGUUGCUCGCUGAGCUGUCAGAUCCAGCAAAACUGUACAUUGUCGAGGGUGGCAUCGGUGCUGGCAGCAACAUGAAGAUGGUUCACCAAGUUCUCGCGGCAAACCAAAUCCUGGGAGCAAGUGAGGUGAUGGGUUUCGCUGAGAGACUAGGCCUAGAUCUGGCCAAGGCUCAAAAAGCAGUGCUGGAGUCUGAUGCUUGGAAUUUCAUGUUCGAGCACCGAACACCCAGAAUAUUCACCGAGUUCCAGCCUGUUGCCAGUGCGGUUCAGAUUAUCGUCAAGGAUACCAGCAUCAUCACCUCAGAAGGGCGAAGAAGUUCUUUUGCCACGCCGAUGACAAGCGCAGCGGAGCAGAUCUACUUCACUGCUGUUGGGAGAGGGUGGGCGAUGGACGACGAUAGCAGUCUCGUGAGACUCUAUACCGAAGGAAACGGAAAGGUUGGGCCAGUUUAUGGCACUGCUGAGUCAGAGGAGGAUAAGACGGCUUUGGUGUUGGCUUUGAUGAGAGGUAUCCUGCUUUGUGCUGCUGCAGAGUCUCUUGCUUUUGCGCACACUGUGAGUCUGGAUUUGGAUCAGGUCUUGGAUCUUUGUGUCAACGCUGCUGGUGGUAGCAAAGUGCUGGAGAAGCUUGGGCCUGCCAUUAUCAAGGAGCUCGGGGGUGCCGGCGAUGCUUCAAGUGGCGAGUCGAGCCUUGAGGAUGUCUUUAGCGGACUGAGUGCGGCGGUCGAGGAGGCACAGAGGAUAAAGACUCCGUUGUAUCUUGGGACCCAGGCGUUGAGUAUUCUCCAACGUGUGACACAAUCCAAAGGGACAGGCUCUGCUGGUGUUGUCGUCAAGGAAGGCUACUCACCCCACCAACAAAACAAACCCGCCUGCCCCACUUUAUACUGCUCAAUUCCAAUCCCUGCUCCUAGUCGCGUCUUCUCAUCGCAACACGCGUCUCAUGAUCAAAUAUCACCCAGAGCAUCAUCAACCCCAGUCGAACAACCUCACCAACUACCCAAAAUGGAGGAGGCAAUGAAACAGCACUUUUUCCACCACGGAAAACCAGACACCGACCCCUCAGAAGCCGAAAAAUGCCACUGGUGCCAGAUUCGUAGUUUCAAAACCCACAAGAAACUUCCCAUCACCAUCGUCAACGAAGCCAAAGGAGACGAACGCAAGGAAGUCCUAAAUCCAGACUUCAAAUUCAUCGACCACUCAAUCCCAAGCGACGACGUCCCCAUCGCCGGGGCCUCCUUCCGCACCGGCUGCAAUUGCGCAGACGACGAGCAGUGCAUGUACUCAACAUGCGAAUGCCUCGACGAAAUGGCCCCCGACUCCGACGAGGACAUGUCCGACGCCCCCCCAGCUCGUGGCCGCAGGAUACAAAAGUUCCAGUACUACCACUCCGGCACCAAAGCCGGCUUGCUCAAGUCUAGAAUCCUCGACAGCCGUGAGCCAAUCUACGAGUGUCACGAUGGCUGCAGUUGCAGUAAAAACUGUCCGAACCGGGUGGUGGAACGAGGCAGGACGGUGCCGUUGCAGAUCUUCCGGACAAAGAAUAGAGGAUGGGGGGUCAAGUGUCCGGUGGAUAUCAAGAAGGGGCAGUUUGUGGAUAAGUACUUGGGGGAGAUCAUCACCAGCGAGGAGGCCAACCGCCGGCGAGCUGAGUCGACCGUCUCGGAUAAGAAGGACGUUUAUUUGUUUGCUUUGGACAAAUUUUCUGACCCGGAUUCACCUGACCCGUUGUUGAGGGCGCCGCCGUUCGAGGUGGAUGGGGAGUGGAUGAGUGGGCCGACGAGGUUUAUCAACCACAGUUGCGACCCAAAUAUGCGGAUUUUUGCUAGGGUGGGGGAUGCGGUGGAUAAGCAUGUUCACGAUUUGGCGCUGUUUGCCAUCAGAGAUAUACCGGCGGGAGAGGAGUUGACGUUUGACUAUGUGGAUGGCGGGUUGGCGGAGGAGGACGCCGGGGGAUUGGUACCGGAUGACAAGAAGAAGGAUAUGACGAAGUGUUUGUGUGGGACGAAGAAGUGUAGGGGGUUCUUAUGGUGA
Messenger RNA from Podospora anserina S mat+, 2598 nucleotides. RefSeq lists its product as uncharacterized. Gene Ontology annotation, molecular function: NADP binding; zinc ion binding; protein binding. The transcript is spliced from 3 exons. NCBI's taxonomy places the organism in Eukaryota, Fungi, Ascomycota, Sordariomycetes, Sordariales, Podosporaceae. The annotation marks the transcript as partial. The record is from RefSeq and is a predicted model, not a curated record. Gene Ontology annotation, cellular component: nucleus.